CCCCGCCAUUGCAAACUAUCCUAAUAUGGUAAAGUCUCCUGCUUACCCCUGGCCGUUUGGUGCUGCCGGGCGUGCCUGCGCUUCCCUGUCUAGGCUGUCUUGGUCUUGUCCUACCCUGCACAAAUUGCGCCUACCUGACCUUAGGUCACCCUACCUUGACCUUUGGCUCCACUAAACAUGCAUUUACGCAUGCAUCCUAAGCCGGCUUGAGGGUCGACUGCCCAGUCAAAACGUCACUUUUGUCUGCAGCCGACUUCCACUCUAGCCCAUCCCGCCAACCCGCCAACCCGCCUAUCGUAUGUAUCUAACAGAGAAAAGGAAUCAGAUACAUUGCCAACCUUUGCAUGAGUUGUCGUCAAUUCUUCCUAGUCCCCUCUUCGUUAAGCCUUCCGACCCAACCCUUUGGAUCCCAUAUCCUCUCCCUCUUCAAUGCCGCUAGCUCAGCGUCUGUCUGAUGAGCAGAUCCGACUUCUCCGUCCUUGAUCUGACAACCUACUGUGGUUUUGUUCUCGACAAGAGGUUGCCUUUUCCUUCGAAGGGCGCAAACUCGUCUUUCCUUCGGAAGGUGACGAUCCGUGUUUGUUAGUUGCAGCUAGCCAUCAAUGAUGCAGCGAGUUUCCGCCCUCCUACCGUGGGAUCGCAAUAGAUCGAGCACGCCGGUUAUUGGCAAUAGCAAUGGCCAUAACAAGACCGUUACUCGGAAGAAUAGCGUCGACCUCGUCCGCGGCUGGGCCGACAAGAUCCCUUCACCUGUAAACCGCCUUAGCACGUCGAGGCUAAGUAGGGAUAUUUUCCUACCCGCGACUUUAGACAAGGAAUGCGACAAGGCCGCCCGCAUUCUUAAAUCCUUCUGUAGCGAUGGCUUCUCAACCCCAGACGACCGACCGGGGACCCCGUCAACUUACUCGAGUACACAAUCGUCACAUAGGUUUCUAAAGAAGAUCCCUCCAAGAAUAUUACAAAAUGCUGUGGGGCUUGCGGUUUUUACUUCGAUGCGAUCUGGAAUAUGGAGUUCUGGGUCCGGGUCAGGCGGUAGCGGCAUUCUGAUCGCGCGCAAAACAGAUGGGACAUGGUCUCCGCCAUCUGGGUUGAUGCUUCAGACAGCUAGUUUGCGAUUUGUUUUUGGCGUUGACAUUUAUGAUUGCGUUCUCGUUAUUAACAAUUUUACGGUCCUCGAAACAUUUGCAAGGCCGCGGUUAACUCUUGGUACCGAUAUCAGUCUAACCGCUGGCCCUCUGGUGGCCGUAGGUCUCCUUGAAAACGAUGUCACAUGGGCCGAUCUGAGCGAUAGGGCAAUUGCAUACGUGAAAGCGAAAGGACAGAGUGCAGAGGUCAAAUUGGACGGAAUAGUCGUAACUGAGCGGGCUGAUGAGAACGAGAGGUUCUAUGGGAUGAAAAUCAGUGUCGCCAAAAUUUUGGCGGGGGAUAUCAACCAAAGUCUGCCCCAAACGCGGCCUCUUACCGAAGUGCUCAAGGCUGCCGAAGGAAGAACGGACUAUGACACAGCCCUCGUUGACUUGCUUUCCUCUGCGCCCGGAGAUGCAACCAUCGAAUCUCCGAGUUCGGGGGCCCCGUCGACAACAUUUGGGGCUCCUGAUUUUGAGGAUCCGGAUCCUUUUGGUGUUAUGGCUCUCGAGAUGGCUGGUAUCGGCAUUCGUGAAGCCGGCACACGACUGAGACCCGAUAGCAGCCAAUUCGAAUAUAACCCUAGUCCGACGAGCCCUUUCUUUCCCAAAGCUGGUCGCCAAAGUAUGGAUACCUAUCUAUCACGGAGUAAUAGGGGAAGCUAUAUGUCCAGCAGAACGAUGGCUACUGAACGAAGCCAGAUGACCGAUGUCGGCACGCAAACCUGUAACUUCCCAACGCCUCAGACGACCCCAAGCUCAAGUCAAAGCCAAAGCGAAGAUGGAAACCAGCCACAGGCAACUGAAGACGUCCCAGUGGCGAAAGAGCCUGUUGAGGUUGACUAUACUAAGAUUGAUAUCAGUGCUCUGAGGAGCCUAUCAAAUUUCCCAGAUCUGGACGAAGAGCUAACAACGACGAUUAUUAAGGAGGAAGAUGAACACGAUUUAGAAGUUGAAGUUACCGAAGACACGAGGAGUACGGGUACGGGUAUGUACACCGAAAAUAUUAGCAGUAAUGCAGCCGAUGAGGCAUUGGAUGAGGGUAAUGAUAACAAUAGCGACAAAGAAGAGGAAGAGGAAGCUGAAGCUGAAGAGGAGGACGACGACGAAUCCGACGUGGAAGACGAGGCUAUCGUUUUCGAAGUUGCUACAGCCCAGGCGCCCGCUCGAGUAGCGAUGGUAGCUUCUCGAGUUAACAUUCCUGCAAGAGUGCCACCUCCGCUUCCGCUCAGAAGCCCUGCCCGUGCGUCUCGUACGAGGAGCCAGAUGGUAGAUGUCAAUGGUUUAAUGGGCAGUCCACUUAAACAGGAAUUUGAACUUGAAGGUGAAGUUGACGAAGUAAUUACACCGAGGGCCAAAGAAGACCCUACCAAGCAUGCAGCAGUAAUGGACGAGGCACCGAUAGCGAAAGAAGCUAGCGAUUCACACAAUGUUGAGCAAUAUACCGAGAAAGCUGAGCAUGCGGUCACUCCUACCCAAGAAUCUGAGAGCAUUAGCGACCGCUCCUCCAGAAUAGGAAACAGAUCUUCUUACGGAGAGAAGAUGAUGACCGGGGAGUCAACAGGUACAGAAGAGCAGACUGGCUUCAAGGCCACUCCCGACGUGUCUGUCACUGUUGCGUAAGGGUGGUAGUACAAUGUUCACAAUUUUCUUCAGUCACAACCAUGGGAAGUUUGGAGUUAUUGGGAAAGCAUAGGAACGAUUACAGGAAGGACGAGAUACCACUAUGAUCAAGGAAUGAUCGGGUUACAGGUAUGAGGCUAUCUUGCACGAUACUCGAUGCGCUGCGAUCAACAUUAAACAAGUCUCUCGAGGGCGAUACGGGCUACUCGAGCUGAAUAAUACCCUUGAUAUGUACUUUUAUUGUUUAACAUAUUGUACCAAUCUGCAAUCAUCAAGCAAGCGGGGAAGAGGAAUGGCACGCGUAUGUGUAAGAGUCAAAGGAACAAGUGCUAUGGGAAUUACUAUGGACAGGAAUAGUGAAUUAUACAGGCAUAUGCUAGGGAGUAACUUAACAGGCAGCCAUUUUUAGAAGCCAACAGCGAUAGGACAUAAGCUCUCGAAAGUUGCCUACACAAUGCAUCCUCAUGGUAGCCCUAGCGAUGGCGACAGUGACUUGCCUGCUGUAGUGAAUGUGUAGAUGUACCUAGAUGUGCCUACAAGCUAUCGCCAUUUGUAACUGGUACCUUUUUCUACUGCCCAGCAACAACAAUUCGAUGCGUUCAUGUUUUCUUCAAACUUCAAACUAAAUUCCAUCAGGAUUGGAUUUGUAAUUUC
Molecule: messenger RNA, 3401 nt
Organism: Daldinia decipiens
Lineage: Eukaryota; Fungi; Ascomycota; Sordariomycetes; Xylariales; Hypoxylaceae
Exons: 2
Coding region: 603-2747 (714 amino acids)
Molecular function (GO): phosphatidylinositol binding
Source: RefSeq, a predicted model, not a curated record